Clarias gariepinus (North African catfish) is the source of this 4715-nucleotide messenger RNA. It is a transcript of the gene slco5a1b, whose product is annotated as solute carrier organic anion transporter family member 5A1b. NCBI's taxonomy places the organism in Eukaryota, Metazoa, Chordata, Actinopteri, Siluriformes, Clariidae. Gene Ontology annotation, molecular function: protein tyrosine phosphatase activity. Gene Ontology annotation, cellular component: secretory granule. The record is from RefSeq and is a predicted model, not a curated record. The transcript is spliced from 23 exons. Gene Ontology annotation, biological process: protein dephosphorylation. Bases 184 to 3168 code for a protein of 994 amino acids.
GAACACUGACAGCUUGUGCGUCUCCUCCUCUUCUCUACAUCUCGUACGUCAAUCGCUCCAUCACUCCCCCCCUUCCUUCACUUCCUUUCCCUGCACAUCGUUCUGGAAGAAGAAAAACACAUAUACAAUUUAAAACCUGAAAAGCGACGAUAGGUAUUUUUAGCGCGCGCGUGUCAUGGAUGUAUGAGAGAGAGAAGAGAAGGAAUGGAUUCCGUCUACCUGCUCCUGGCUCUCCUCGCGCUCCCGGUGCGCCUCAGCGCCGCGGCGGAGGGAAGAUUCGGUUGUCUGUUUGAGGAGACUCUAUGUAUGAACUAUGAGAUCUGUGUCAAUGAUGGUGUGUUUGGCCAUUGUCAGAUGAUGGUGGGAGCAGAUGUAUACACAUAUGAUAUCACACCAGCAACCCUGCAGAGAUUCCGUACACUACUCUUGAAACUUUCACUUCGAGGCCUGUCAUGGGAAGAUGACAUCACUCAGCAGAUCCUGUCUAAAGAAUUUUCGAAACUACACAGGAUUCCCCUGUUACUGCCUGACUCAAGACAAAUAGUACAAACAGCUGCUGUGGAAGAAAAGAGACUAAAGCCAUUGGAGGAGAAACUUAGCAAAAGUCUGCAGAAGUAUUUGCUGAACCUGAGUCUGCUGCCUAAACAAGAUGGUCAGGUCACCAAAAUGAAGUCUUCUCUGCCAGCAACUUAUUAUCGUUCUGGAAAACCAAACAGUAAACUCGGCUCAAGCCCACCUGAGUUCACCCCAGAUUCACCCUAUCAGGCACCUUCUUUCCCUGAUCUCACUCGUUAUCAGAGUGACAGAGCAUACAAUACACAACAACAACAGGAUGGUUCAUACUUCCCCCUUACUGCCCUAAAGCAGUAUGUGUCUCAAAAAAUGGCAUCCAGGCAGAGAGGUAGACCAAAACCAGAAGCAGUAAUCCCAAAGGCUGGAGCCUCACAGUUGCUUGUCAAAGAACCGUUGACUCAAGUAGAUGAGACCUUUAUCCGAAAUGUUCUACGAAAUGUAGGAAGGCACAAUGUAGAUGUGGAGAGUUUAAGUGCAGCAGAUCUGGACCAGCUGGCCUCUCUCAUAGCUGAUGCUCUGCAGGUAGUGGACAAGCAAACAGAAAAGGGAUACCGACCCCGAGACCUGCAAACAGAAGACCUGCAAACUGUAGAUCCAGAAACAGGAGAACAGCGCCCUGAUGACCAGCAGCCAGGAGGAAAUUCAUGGAAUGAAAAUACCUCAGAGUUAGUAAGGCAACUAAAUGAAGAAACUUCACCACUCAGUCAAAAAUUUAAGACCAUGCCAUCUCUGUCAGGGGGACAAAGCAGGAAGGAAGAGAGAUCUAAUGCAAAUCAUAAGGAAGUGCAAUUAUUGGGAAAGUUGCUAGAGUAUCUGGAUAAGACCUCCCCCUCAGAGCCGAGUCCUCCUGUAAAGGGACAGGGCAUAUCCGUGGAGAGAGUACGCAGCAGGACAACCCAGUUGGAUGGAAAAGUACAGAAGAAGGCCAUGGAACAGGUGGAGGAGGUGGAGGGCUGGGUGGAAGCUGCUGCUAUAGCACCCUCUUCUGUCCUAGAAAUGAAAAUCCCCCCACAUCAACAAAAUGUGAAAGUGCAGGAUCUGCAACUUGAUGUGCAGACCAACAGUAACAAUGAUGUCUAUGGAUACAUCAUUACAGAUACUGAUUCUCUUCCCACUGAUCAGGGUUUGCACCUGAUGGAGAUUUUGUGUCAGAAAGCAAAGAUCCAGAUGACUGAUUUCCUUGAGCUUUCUGUUGUAGGUCCAGCUGUGACAUUCCAGGUCCGCACUAAUGAUCAGAAUAUCACCACAGCUGCCAUUGUCAAUGUGGCUGUUAGCCAGAAGGCUGCAUUAGAGAAGGAGGCUGGAGUCACCAUUUUGGAAGCAGGAGUUACUGAUAAGACUAAGUUGAGUCAAAUUCCUACCAAGUAUAGCCACUCUGAAUCUAUGAAGUUCCUCAUCCUUACGGUAAUAUCCAUCGUGUGUAUCAUCAUUGUCCUGCUGAUCUCUAGCGUUAUCUAUUGUCUGCGCCAUCGAUCGCAUCACAAACUUAAAGAGAAGCUCACCAAUCUCAGCUCAGACCCCACUACUGAAGCCACAGCCACCUACCAGGAGUUGUGUAGGCAGCGGAUGGCCGUAAAGCCCCCAGUGGAAAGGGCAGAGAUUAGACAGUCAUCUCGCAUUAACAGUGUGUCCUCUCAGCUGAGUGAUGGACCAAUCCUGAGCCCCUCUGCCCGUACAAGCACUUCGUCCUGGAGUGAAGAGCCUGCCCAUACAAACAUGGACAUUUCCACUGGACAUAUGAUUCUGUCGUAUAUGGAGGAUCACUUAAAGAAUAAGAACAGGUUGGAGAAAGAGUGGGAAGCUCUUUGUGCAUAUCAGGCAGAACCAAACACCUGUAGUGUUGGCCAGAGAGACUCCAAUGCCAAGAAGAACCGAACGACGGCCAUCAUACCUUAUGACCAUUCUAGGAUUUGCUUGAAAGUGGAGAACAGCCAAAGCAAUUCUGAAUAUAUAAAUGCUAGCCCUAUUAUGGAUCACGACCCCAGGAGCCCAGCUUACAUCGCCACUCAAGGUCCUCUGCCCUCGACUGUUUCUGAUUUCUGGCAGAUGGUGUGGGAAAGCGGGUGUGUGGUCAUCGUUAUGCUGACCCCUCUAACAGAAAGUGGAGUUAAACAGUGCUACCACUACUGGCCAGACGAGGGCUCUAACCUCUACCAUAUAUAUGAGGUUAACCUGGUAUCAGAACAUGUGUGGUGUGAGGAUUUCCUGGUUCGUAGUUUUUAUUUGAAGAACAUGCAGACCAAUGAAAGUCGCACAGUCACCCAGUUCCAUUACCACACCUGGCUCAACCAGCAUACACCUGAAACCAGCCAGGCUCUGCUCGACUUCCGCAGAAAAGUAAAUAAAUGCUACAGAGGAAGGUCCUGCCCCAUCAUAGUUCACUGCAGUGAUGGAGCAGGGAGGACUGGGACGUACAUACUGAUUGAUAUGGUUCUGAAUAAGAUGGCCAAAGGUGCUAAAGAGAUUGAUAUUGCUGCUACACUGGAACAUCUGAGAGAUCAAAGACCUGGCAUGGUUCAAACCAAGGAACAAUUUGAGUUUGCAUUGACUGCAGUAGCAGAAGAAGUGAAUGCUAUACUCAAAUCCCUCCCUUAGUGAGAAAUAAACCUGCAAGAGACUCCCUCAUCUUCAACCUUAUUUUUUCCCCAUUCUUUGCCUCAUUCUCUUUAUCUGGAUUGUGUGUAUAAAGUUAAAACUCUCCUUUAAUGCUUUUUCCUCAUUUUUUUUUAUAUGUACCGGCCUUGAAAUGCAGACAUUCUACUGAUCUUAAAAAGAUGUUAUAUGUUUAAAUAUAUUAGUCAUAUAGCUUUAGAUUUUUACUUACAUACAAAUUUGUGCAUUCAUUUUUGUCCAGUUUUUAAAUCUCUGGUGGCUGGUGACACAUGUUAAAUCAUUGUCAAAUUUCAUAGUGUGCUAAAGCCAGUAACUUUUUUCUAAAGCUAAAAAUGACGUUUAAUACAUCUGCAUCUAAAUUGAUCAUACUACAAUCAUAAUAACUGACUUAUGGCAUUGAUAAUAUAGUUUCCAGCUUUCAGGAGUGCUCUUGAAGAUAUACUUGGUAAAGCAAACCUGUGAAACAAACACUGAAUGACCAGAUUAAUGCCCAGAUUAAUUAAUUCUUAUUAAUGGAUUUUUUUUUCUUUCCUGUUGGAAUAUGGGGUUCAAAUUGUGAAAGCGCGAUUCUGAGAGCUUAAGGGAUAAUUUUUACAAAUGCACUGGCCACCACAUUGUGUGCCGUAAUCAAAGCUAAUGGCAGUUUAAUAUUAGUGCAUGCAGAUUGUUUUUUGUGCCAGGCAGUGUAUAAAGGUAAUUUAAACUGCCACAGACAAUUAUGAGGCAUUCAAAUCCCACUGUUUGAUACAUAAUUAGUUUUUAGGUUAUGUUCUGCCACUGGUAAUGGUCCAUAUGUUGUGUUGGUAUACAUAUAUUAAGCACAGGAAUGAUGCUUGAUUUUUUUUAUUUUACUGUUUGGCUAAGAGUCCAGUAUUUAAUAAAUUCCAGAUUUACAUGGUCCUGUGACCUGAAACCAAUUGAUUAAGGACUAAAAGCUGAUUAGCAUAAAUAAUAUAUGAACUCUUAACUAGACUAUUAACUAGAAUCUAAAUCUGUACUCAAAAAGCUGGAACUACUGUAUACUUAUAUAUACUUGUACAAGCCCUACACACAUUAACAUUCUCCUAUCAUCUCACUGUCACUGCUGUGCUGAGAACAGUAUAUCACUCUAAUCAUAACUGGUCAGUGGUGGUUGAUUGAGUCACAAAGUGUGACUAGCAACAUAUAGUCUACAGUCGGUAGACUUAAGUACUCUUACUGUAUACGCAAGUGUACAGGUUAAAAUGACCUGUGUUUGUAGGAACAAAUUGUGGAUACUAAAUAUCCUUACACUAAUUGGUCUUAGAAUUCGCUCGACAUAAUUAAAACAUAAUUACAACGUGCUGUGAUGGUAUAUAGGGCAGACUGCGAAGUUUUGUCUUGUAAGUGAUGAACUGCCUUGUUCAGCAACAGUAAUCAUUUCACCUCUUUACUUUUUGAUUUUGAUUAUUGUAUAUAUAAGCAGAAUUCUAUUAUAAUCUAUUUUGCUCUCUCAACAAAUGAAAAGCUGCUGUGUUGUGAAUAAAGUUUAAUUGUAUGUGCAAAUGUGA